Magnusiomyces paraingens is the source of this 792-nucleotide messenger RNA. RefSeq lists its product as uncharacterized. Lineage: Eukaryota; Fungi; Ascomycota; Dipodascomycetes; Dipodascales; Dipodascaceae. The record is from RefSeq and is a predicted model, not a curated record. Gene Ontology annotation, cellular component: plasma membrane. Gene Ontology annotation, molecular function: acetate transmembrane transporter activity. Bases 1 to 792 code for a protein of 263 amino acids. The transcript has a single exon.
AUGUCAGCUCAAGAUCACUUCGAUAUCGAAAAACAAUCAGAUAUCCCAGAACAACCAGGUCCUCGCAUUGCCCGCAUUCAAACAUCAGGCGAAGACAAUGAAAUCAUUCAUAUUGGCGACACAAAAGUCUACAAACAUGAACUUAUGGCUGCCUUUGGUGGUUCUCUUAACGUCGGUCUCUCCGAAGCUCCCUCACGCAAAUUUGCAAACCCAGGUCCCCUAGGUCUCUCUGCUUUUGCCCUAACUACUUUUGUUCUCUCACUCGUCAAUGUUCAAGCUCGCGGCAUCACUAACCCUUCAGGUGUUGUAGGACUUGCAUACUUUUAUGGAGGCUUCAUUCAACUACUGGCAGGUAUGUGGGAGGUUGUUGUUGAAAAUAAUUUUGGUGCUACUGCACUAUCAUCUUAUGGUGGAUUUUGGAUUGCAUGGGCUGCUCUUAAUACAAAAGCUUUUGGUCUUAGAGCUGCCUAUUCCACUGAUCGUGAAUGGAAUGAUGUUGUUGGAUACUUUUUAUUAGGUUGGUUGAUUUUUACAACUCUUCUGCUAUGCUUAACUGUUCGCUCUACUCUUAUGUUUUUCUCGUUAUUCUUUUUUCUCGAAAUUACUUUUCUUUUCUUGGUCAUUGGGCACUUGGGUCAUACUACUGUUUGCAACAAAAUUGGUGGCUAUUUUGGACUCAUCACUGCAAUUCUUGCCUGGUACAAUGCUUAUGCGGGUCUGGCAACCCACGAGAACUCGUACUAUGUGCCCAAGGUCAUUUACAUGCCUGGCACUGUUUUCCCCAAAAAGUAA